This is a messenger RNA of Candoia aspera, 2306 nucleotides long. RefSeq names its product transforming growth factor beta regulator 4 (gene FASTKD4). NCBI's taxonomy places the organism in Eukaryota, Metazoa, Chordata, Lepidosauria, Squamata, Candoiidae. Gene Ontology annotation, biological process: regulation of mitochondrial mRNA stability; mitochondrial RNA processing. The transcript has 12 exons. Gene Ontology annotation, cellular component: ribonucleoprotein granule; mitochondrial matrix. Bases 259 to 2142 code for a protein of 627 amino acids. Gene Ontology annotation, molecular function: RNA binding. The record is from RefSeq and is a predicted model, not a curated record.
UGCGGGCGCCGGUGGAGGUCAGGGCUGGUGGGCGGCGGCGGCGGCGGCGGCGGGGCCCCGGCCCGGACAGGUAUAGACACACCCUGGCAUCUGAAUAUCUUGUCUAAGGACUUCAUGGCUGCUGUACCGAGGGCUCGUCUGCAGCGUAUUUCUUGACUGCUUCUUCCUUUACUGUGCUGUUGAUGGUCGAUCCCAAAAAGCAGAAGCUCUCCACCAUUUGGAGAAUCUUCAUUGCUGAUUCUAAGACCGCACAAGAAGAUGGCGGCCAGGCUGAUGCACCGUUGGUCUUGGCUCUGCCGAGUCUUCUCCCCUUCGGGCAUCCAAGCUGGCCAGUUGGUGAAGGCCACAGGGUCAGCCAGACCCCGCUUUGCCUCGAUGACCACUUGUAGCCUCUCUCAAGUGGCAGAUAAGCUCCCCGUGAAGGAGCUGGGGAACAGACCCCUGGAAAAAUCCACCAGAUGGGAGGACCUCGUUCUCGCCUCUUCCAGUGUAGAGGAAGUCCUCUGUGAAGAGAACCUUCGCAAUGUCAGCGGAAAACAGGCUGCCCUAAUGAUCGCGCACUUGUCCCAUCUGGUGGCAAAGCUGAAACUGGACCGUGAGGUCGUCUUAAAGGAUGAACGCUUUCGACAGCUGCUCUACCAAACAUACAAGGAGGCCUCCCGGAUCGAUCAGGUGUUGUUGAUAAAUCUCCUGAAGAGCCUCUAUUUCCUGGGAGUGAGCCAGCAGCAGAAGGAGCUGCUCUCGGCCGAGCAGGAGGUGCGCUGGCGCAUGAAGAGCCUGUCCUACAGGCGCCUGGCUUCUCUGGCUACCUACAUGGCCAGCUACUUCCCGAAGGAGAAACCUGGUGAGCUUCUGAGCGAGCUGAUGAUCCAGCUUGAAAUGCGUUGGGCCGAGAUUGAGGAUGCUGGCACGAUCGCCAUGCUGAUGGCUAAACAGGAGUACUUCUCGCCUCAGCUAAAGGAGCGGCUGGAGGAUAAGAGCCUGGAGCUGGCCACGCAUUUCACUCCCGAGGACAUCCGGAGGAUCUCCGUCGCCUUGGCGCAGCAAAACGUCCGUUCCUUGCCUCUCCUCCGAGCCAUCUCGUACCACUUUGUCCAGAAGCACUUUGCUGCUGCCCCGGACAUUCUGCUAGACUUGGCUUUUGCCUUCGGGAAGCUGAACUUCCACCAGACGCAGCUGUUCCAGAAGAUCUGCUCGGAUCUCCUCCCGCACAUCCCUGACUUGCCCCCUAGGGACGUGGUCCGGUGCAUCAAGUCUUUCUCUUACCUCAAGUGGCUGAACCUGCCCUUCUUUGAGGCCUCCGCCGAGUACUUCAUCAACAAUAGCAAGAUGUUUACUGUGACCCAGUUAAUAAACCUCCUCGUUUCUUUUGCCCGCUUGAAUUUCCACCCUAGCAACAAAGACGUCUUCUACAGCAAGAGCCACCACAUUCUCAAUGGCCAGCUGGGCAGCCUAAAUCCUUGGGUGCUGAUCGACCUGGUGUGGUCCCUGUGUGUGCUGCAGCAAGCAGAGGCUGUCCAUUUCCAAACCGUUUUGCUGCCCAAGUUUUACUCAAGCUUCUUCGGAGACUGGACCCCACACAGACAAAACUACUGGCUCAAACUGAUGCACGUCAACACCACGGCCCAGCUGGAGUGUGCGGGCUACCCGGGUCCCUUCUUGCCGCCAGAGAAACUGACCCUCCAGGAGCUUGGGGUGCACAGAACCCUGACCCCACUGCAGAGCGAAGUGAAAGAAACCCUCGCCAAGAUUGCCGGAGGGGAGGCAAACGUGCACUUUAAUGUGGACACCCCCUACGGCUGGAAGCUUGAUGCUGAGAUGGUGCUGGACUGUGAAAGCAGGCCGCUGCCGGUUGCAGACUUUGACGCUUUGUCCUUGGACCAGCAGUCCAAAGCUCCUGAGUCUUUGCAGUCAGGGGUGAGAAGGCUGGCCUUCCUUCUGUGGGAGUUCCCCAACUUCAGCAGUCGGAGUAAAGACCUGCUGGGCCGGUUCGCCAUGGCUCAACGGCACAUCCAAACCGCCGGCUUCAUGAUUGUCGAGGUUCCCUACCACGAAUGGUUUAACUUGAACACUGAAUGGAAGAAGACGCAGUAUCUGAAAGAUAAGAUGCAGAAGGCUGUCGCCAGAGACCUGGCAGAAUAGAAGCACGCACCAGCCCUUUUGAAGGAUCAGUAAUUGGACUGCUGCACUCAAGGGCUUCUGCCCACCCGGCCUCAUUUCCACCCCGGCAGCUGCUGCUGGAGGGGCCUUUCCAGCUGUGUGGAUAGAGAGCAGGGCCGUUGAAUUAAAUGAUAUUUUGUACAGAA